GUCGGCACCUGGGAUUACUUGCACAACCAGCGCAAAGGCUUGCGGAGCCAGAGGGAGCGGCAGUUGAGCGAUGAGGAGAUCAGGUGGAACACUGAGAUGAUAGACUGGGAGCGUCGGAACCCGCCAGGGGCGACUGGGAUCGAAGGCGCUAGUGGCCCGCCGAUGGCGGCGAGGAGCGGGCUCAGGCUGACGGAGCUUCCGUCGGAGGCCGACAGAACGCGGGCCCAGGCCGAGCAGUCGGGUGAUCCGCACCACACGAUUGUGAUCUCCGACAGCGACUCCCCCCGAGAGGCGGACCACUACAAGCCCGAGCCAGAGCGAGCGCGGCAGGAACACAUGGAGGCUGAGCGGCGCCAGCUGUUAUCCCAGGCUCCACGUGGGUCAGCCACACGGGCGACGACGGUUUCUGCCACCAUGAAGCACAGCGAGGAGCCUAUCGAGCGCGGGAAACUUCUUAAGCGGCAGGCGGAACAGACGACGAAUGCCCGCAUAGCUGCAAGAGCCAAGGCAGCCUUCCCACUACGUGCAAAGGUCGGUCAGACGGCGGAGCAGUCCAAAGGUUACAAGUCCAUCGCCAAGUUGCCCCCCGAGGAGGCCGCAGUCGUCGAGCAGAGCAAGCCGAAGCGCCUUCCACCCUUUGUUUUGUCGUCCCCGCACGAGGCCAUUCCCGUGCUCCACAAGGACUGGACGCUGGUCGACGGCGCAGCGUGGGACCCCGACAAGUUUGUUCUGGAAUUAAGGCUGCGGGGAGAGAGGAACAAGAUGAUACAUGAGUACCUCGAAGGCGGCUUCCCCGUGUGGUACCCGAGCUCGGGAAACUCCAUGUGGCCUCUGGUGCAGUCGCACGACUUCUGCACCUUUCACCCCAUCGAAGCUGCAACAGCGGAUGCGGGCCCUGGCUGCGUCGUGAAGGAGGCGUCCACCGUGCAGAACGGAGACGUCGUCUUCUGCCUGGUGCAACCGCAGCACCAAUACUACGCGCGCAUUGUGAUCCAUGCGGAAUGGGACUACCACAGGCUCCAGCACAAGUACUGGAUAGGCGGCAUCAGGCAGAACAUCAAUGUCUAUUGUUUCAGGGAGCACAUCUUCGGGAUCCUCGUGGACGCGCAGGUGCAGUACAAUGACAACUACGACAGUCGCCCGCGCCCAAAAACGCUGUGCGACAGAGCCGCGCCCAUGUAUCACACGCACCCCAGCGAGUCGGUGUCUGCCUGCCUUCUGCGAGACAUGAUCGGCGGCUCGGAUGACAAGGCCACUGAAGGUAUGACGCUCUAUGUUGAAGCCAGAGUUGCCGUGGACGUUCGGGCCGUGGCCGCCGCCGCUGCGAGUCCGCAACAAGCCAGCCAGGGAGGUUUUGCAGCGGGCGUUGGCGCCGCUGGCGGCACCCGCAGAGCAGCGCGAGAUCCAGACAGCAUCGCUUCCUCCAGAGGUAAGGGCUUGCAAGUGCCGUCGGCGUCGCCUCCAGAGAUCAGGGCCUGCGAGAUCCAGACAGCAUCGCCCUCUCCAGCAAAGGUGCAUCCAGCAUCAGCAUCGUCGCUUCCUCCAGGGAGCGUCGGAGACGGCGGAGCAGCUCGAGGGCCUUGCGGCGUGAACGUCAAGGUCAAGGUCAUGGCCAAUGACACCAUCAGCGCCGAGGGCGUCAAUGGCGGUGGCAUUGGCAAGGGGAACAAUGACACAUUUUCGUUCAUCACAGAUCGCCUGGGGCUCAACCUUUCACGCGGGGGACCGCCUACCGACGCUGUCGAGGGCCGAGCAGGAUGCGGCGACGGCGGCGACAAGGCCUCUGGAGUUCGGAGCCCGAGGGCCUUUGCAGGGGUCGAUGGCGGCAGCGCAUUUCAGUUCGCGAAGGUCGCCUGUUUCGACGACAACGGCAAAAGAGUGACAGCGCCUGCCAGGCGUCGCAUGCGCUCGCGCAGCCGAGAGACGCGGCUUAAGAUGAUGUGGGAAGGCGCCCGGGAGGGCGCUCGACAGGUGCUUAGUGAUUGUCGCGGCAUUCAAUCGAUGUUUGUACACCAGCCCCUCAUCGACAUCGACGUUGGUCUAGUGAUGAAUCGCGCGCGGCACCUCCACGAUCGCGCCGUCGCCUCUGGGCGCUCCGUCUACAUCGGCACGACGAGCGUUGAGAAGCAUGUGAUCGCGCACUUCCCCCGCGCUGACAACAAGGUCGCGUCGCAGCAGGGGCUUGCGGUCAGGCACUGCGCAUACAGCUUCCUAUAUGUUUGUAGGCAUUUCUUGCAGCGCCUGCAGGACAAGACCGCAUGGUGCUCUACCAUCAUGAACACUGUGGAGCUCCACUCGAGCUACGUCCAGAAGCGGGAAGACGAUGAAGCGGAUGAGUGGAGGUCGACGAAGAAGGCCAAGCUCAAGGACGAGAAGAUGGAUGAGAUUCUGGCUCUCCUGCGGGCACAGGGACAGACGUUCGCGGCUCUCCUGCGGGCACAGGGCAACCUGCAGAAGAAAGUCGAGGAGCUCGAUCAGAAAGUGGAGGAGCUCAAGCAGAAGGACAAGCAGCAGGCGUUGACGAAGAGGAUAUCGGUUGGGAGCGGCGCCAACUUGGUUGCCACGGCGGCCAUGCUUCAAUCGCUGGCCAUAGCACUCAUUACGGAGCUCAACGAGAAGCGCGUCUUCAUAUUGCCAGGAGUGGGUACUUUCUCAGUGAAGAGCUCGCCAGCACGGGACAGAUACAUGAUGAAAGGGGAAGCCUUCGUUCUCGAGGUCGAGGACAGGGCAACG
Messenger RNA from Prorocentrum cordatum, 2733 nucleotides. The record is from the annotation of a GenBank genome assembly. NCBI's taxonomy places the organism in Eukaryota, Dinophyceae, Prorocentrales, Prorocentraceae.